Molecule: messenger RNA, 285 nt
Organism: Heterobasidion irregulare TC 32-1
Lineage: Eukaryota; Fungi; Basidiomycota; Agaricomycetes; Russulales; Bondarzewiaceae
Exons: 2
Coding region: 1-285 (94 amino acids)
Source: RefSeq, a predicted model, not a curated record
AUGAGUAAUGUCAGUUCAGUCGUCCUCAGACGUGCUUUGCUUUCCCGAUCUCGGAGAUAUCUAUUAAGUCUUUGCUGCGAGAACAAUUAUACGAUUCUCGUCUUACAACGGAGACUAACUCACUUAACCGUCGAGAAUGAUUCCUUGGCUCGGGAUGGAGGCCACCCGGGAUUGUGUCUGACUUCCAACAACAGCUACAGUGACCACGAUACUGUGCAUGUGACAAUGAACAGUAAGGUCAUAUCGAAGGGAGACGAUAUCUUGAAAGAGAUCCAACGCAUCUGA